Cercopithifilaria johnstoni is the source of this 1551-nucleotide messenger RNA. Lineage: Eukaryota; Metazoa; Nematoda; Chromadorea; Rhabditida; Onchocercidae. The record is from the annotation of a GenBank genome assembly.
AUGGUCCUCAUUGGAGCAGCAAUUAUAACAAAGACAGGAAAACCGCUUUUGGCAAGGGUUUUCAUCUCGGACAUGACAAAAGCUCGGUUAGAAGGAUUAUUGGAUGCUUUUCCUAAGUUAAUUGCUUCCGACAAGUCGCAACGUCAGCAUACUUUCAUCGAAACAGAUAGUGUGCGUUAUGUUUUCCAUCCGCUGGACAGUGUAUAUGUUGUCCUGAUCACCACCAAAGCAUCGAAUAUUCUAGAGGAUUUAGAAACUCUUCGACUAUUUUCAAGAGUGAUUCCUGAAUACUGCCGCUCGAAUGAUGAAAAAGAAAUGCAAGCAAAUUUAUUCGAUCUCAUAUUUGCUUUUGAUGAAAUUGUCGCUCUUGGGUAUCGUGAAAAUGUCAACUUAGCACAGAUACGCACAUUUACGGAAAUGGAUUCUCAUGAGGAACGAGUGUUCAAUCAGAUAAAGAUUGCUCAAGAGCGAGCUGCUAACGAAUUAAUGACGCAGAAAGCUAUGGAACUGAAAAAAUUGAAGGCAGAGCAGCGAAAAUCUGGAAGAGGUCUGGGAAGCAGCGCAACAGCCAUUAGCUCAUCAUCGGUACCUUUAACGGCAGUUAUUGAUGAUACACCUAUGCGGCUAGCUGUAAAACCAAAAGCACCAGCAACCACAGGUGGAAGUGGGAAGGCAUUGAAGCUUGGUUCCAAAAAUACUGAUGACGACCAAUUUCUAAAACAGCUAAGGAGAGAAGGGCAAGUAGUCGAUACGCCUUUGCGUGCAUCAGACAUUGCUAAUGCAGAUGAUCGAACUGCAUCGGAAAUCGGUUCUUCUACCAUUUCACACGCUCCUGUUCAUAUUAAGAUUGAAGAGAAAUUAUCUGCAUCAGUAUCGCGGGAUGGUGGCCUUGAGAAUGGAGAGGUACUGGGUAGUGCAGCACUUCUAAUAAACGGCUCACAGUUUGCUACUGUCUGUGUUCAAAUCAGUAACAAUGACAAACAUGGUGCGCAACUACAGGUGCAUCCAAAUCUCGAUAGAAAGGAAUGGCUGCAAAAGUCAUUGUUAAAAUUGAAAUCAGUGCAGAAGCCGUUUCCAGUAAACAUGGAUGUUGGUGUACUAAAGUGGCGACUACUUCUGAACAGCGAAGAAAUGCUUCCUAUCUCAAUCAAUUGUUGGCCAAGUGAAAAUCCCGAUGGUUGUGUAGUAAACAUCGAAUAUACGCUUCAGGCUGAAAAUAUGACACUGAACAGCGUUGUUAUCGUUAUUCCUCUACCGCCCGCAGCUGUUCCGGUAAUAUCGGAAUGUGAAGGUACAUAUGAGUAUAUAAAAUCAAGAUCGCAGCUAGUAUGGAGUUUGCCUAUUGUUGAUGAGUCGAAUAAGACCGGUUCUUUGGAAUUUAGCACUCCUAAUGGCCAAGCUAACCAUUUCUUUCCAGUAACUGUCCGGUUCACUAGCAAGGAUUUAUUUUGUAAUAUAGCUGUAGAGUCAGUGCAAAAGAUGGACAUAGGCGAGACGAUACAGUAUUCAACGGAGAGCCAUCUGAUCACGGAGAAGUUCGAAAUAGUAUAA